Messenger RNA from Laccaria bicolor S238N-H82, 2061 nucleotides. RefSeq names its product RNA processing-related protein, mitochondrial RNA degradation. NCBI's taxonomy places the organism in Eukaryota, Fungi, Basidiomycota, Agaricomycetes, Agaricales, Hydnangiaceae. The coding region runs from base 1 to 2061 and encodes 686 amino acids. Gene Ontology annotation, cellular component: mitochondrial envelope; mitochondrion. Gene Ontology annotation, biological process: mitochondrial RNA 5'-end processing. The transcript has 12 exons. The record is from RefSeq and is a predicted model, not a curated record.
AUGUUGAAGAAAAAGAGAAAGAAGCAGAGACGAAAGGAGAGAAGGGCUCGGAUACUUGAGAAGGAAGAGAAGGAAGGAAUGGUGGAGGCCAGUGGAACACAGCUUGAUACCCAGCGUGCGGAGUGGAGGUCGGAGGUUAGUUCAACGCUGAGCCCACAUGAUGCUGCCAUUACACCAACCUCUGGUAUAAAACUUGAAGAAUUAAAGCCUCCAGAUAUUCAGGAUAUUUUCAAGCUACCGAAGGAGUGGACUAGGGCCCAUGACUCUCCGCCCCACAUCGCGCCGAAAUGCCGGCGGCGAGUGGAAGGUCUUUUGGAACCAGAUGAGGGCGCGGUCCUUGAAGAUCUCCCUCCCGUCUCCGAACACCAGCCGAUCGCCACACUGUCUCAUGGGCUGGAACGUGUUUUAUUCAACCCGGGCGUGCAUUGGCUACAAGAUCCCCGAUCCCGCGUGUACAACUUCACACCCUGGCUCGAAACUAUCCCGAAAGUGAAUGACUUUGCGUUUGAGCGACUUGGAGGGUUCAUUAGGAGCUCUCGAGAUGAAGAUCUCUGGGCUUUAGCGAGGCAGCAGAAACGACGGUUCGCUGGCUCAACCUCAUCUCUAACGGGGAUGCUGAAUCAGAUUUACUUUUUGAUAUCAAACGACAAAGGCGUCGACACCUCGAUUCUCAGUCGGCACUUUAGAAACGAGCCAAGGACUUUCACACCUGGUCAACGUAUGCCCAAAACCGUUAUUUUGAAUCACGACGAAGGUGUCUAUGCAAUUGAUUCGUACGAGAAGGGGGGAGAUUCUGAUAAGAAUAUACUCACUUGGAUGGGCACACUCCUUGAAAAGUUUAUGACAAUGACGCCUGAAGAAUUUACCACUUUCACGCGGUCGGAAGCAGCCACCGAGGUAAAAGACUCUUCGCUGAGAGAGGCUUACCGGUAUGCCAAGUCGAAACGCUUCGUAAUGCGCUCUCAGUUGGACUGCUAUGACUCACGCCUACCAGGUACCGGGGUAUUCGAUAUCAAAACCCGUGCCUGCUUGCCCAUCCGUCUUGACAUUCUGAACUUUGAGGAAAAUUCUGGAUACUUGAUUAAGACCCAGCAUGGUCUCAUCGAGAGCUUCGAGAAGGAAUACUAUGAUCUCAUUCGUUCGGCAUUCCUCAAGUAUAGCUUCCAGGUUCGCAUCGGCAACAUGGACGGCGUCAUUGUUGCCUAUCACAAUACGUCGCGUAUGUUUGGUUUUCAAUAUAUUUCACUACCGGAAAUGGACGCAUGCCUUUUCGGACCUGGGGAAGGUGUCGGGGAUCGGGUGUUCAGCAAGUGUAUUGGUUUACUUGAGAAUGUUAUGGAGGAAGUUGUCCUUUGCUUCCCAGAUGAGUCCAUCAAGUGCACCUUCGAAACUAGGGAGGGCACCCAGUACAUGUCCGUCUAUGUCGAGCCUGCCAAUUGGAGUGGCGACGAAUCUGAGCGACCGAUUAAACUCCUCAAAGUAGAGGCGACGAGCUUCAAUGGUGACCUCUUUAUUCGAGGAGAGCGCGCGGUUUCCUCCACUGAACCUUGGACGAUACACUAUGUGAUCAGCCAACUUUCCCUGCCCGAGGAAGAGAUCCGUACUUUACUCCAAGGUGUCGAAGCCCGACAAUUCCGUGCAUACAACAUUCCAACUGGUGUUGAUCCUGAUUCACUGCAAAGCUUUUGGGAUACACUCAACUUUGGAGGAAAACCUGUUGAAGAAGUCGUGACAACGUUCAGACCAGAGGUAUUUAAACCUCCCACGAAGAACGUUGCAAUGUUGCGUAUGAUGGCGAGAGCUGGCCGGGAGGAGAGCGAUCGGAUGGCGCAACUGGAAUUUGGAAAGCAGAAGAUUGUCCUGGGGGAGCCGAUGGAAACAUACAGAUCGGAUUCAUCGGCUAUUGUCGGUGUUUCUGGCAUCGCUCUGGAUGAGCCGUCUGAGGAUCCGGUUAUUCCUUCCACGAGUGACCCUUCUGCCAUCGAGCCCUCGGCUACUAUUGUUGAUGCGUCCCAUGACUCCGAAAACAUCGAGACGCCCAUUGGCCUAGGCCAGCCGUAA